This is a messenger RNA of Colletotrichum higginsianum IMI 349063, 1677 nucleotides long. RefSeq names its product Serine carboxypeptidase S28. The coding region runs from base 1 to 1677 and encodes 558 amino acids. Gene Ontology annotation, molecular function: serine-type exopeptidase activity; dipeptidyl-peptidase activity. The record is from RefSeq and is a predicted model, not a curated record. The transcript is spliced from 3 exons. Lineage: Eukaryota; Fungi; Ascomycota; Sordariomycetes; Glomerellales; Glomerellaceae. Gene Ontology annotation, biological process: proteolysis.
AUGGCGAACUGGAAGCUCGGAGCUUGUUUAAUUGUGGGCGCGGCGCGGGCCAUCACCGCACUGGGGCCGCCGCAACACAUCGCGAACGACGAGGCAUGGAACGUCCUUCAGUCGACGUUCCGGUCCCAGCCCGAGUCCGUUUCGGCGUAUUCCGAGUACCCCGAGUACCCCGAGUACAACAUCUCUGUCCCCGUGGAUCAUUUUCACAACGACUCGCGAUACGAACCCCAUUCCGAUGAACACUUCAACCUUCGUUUCUGGUUCGACGCGAAGCACUACCGCAAGGGAGGCCCCGUCAUCAUCCUGGCCGCUGGAGAGACGGAUGCCAAGGAGCGUCUGCCCUUCCUGGACCAUGGCAUCCUCUCUAUCCUCACCGAAGCCACUGGCGGCGUUGGUGUUGUCCUGGAGCAUCGUUACUACGGCAAGAGCUUCCCCGUGCCUGAUCUCAGCACUGAGAACCUCCGCUUCUUGAGUACCGACCAGGCUCUUGCAGACACGGCCUACUUCGCAAAGCACAUCAGCUUUCCCGGCCACGAGGACCUGAAUCUUACCGCCCCAGGAACCCCCUACCUCGCUUAUGGAGGCUCUUAUGCCGGUGCCUUCGCCGCUUUCUUGAGAAAGCUCUAUCCAGAAGUCUUCUGGGGCGGCAUCUCCUCCUCCGGUGUCACGGCCGCCAUUAUUGACUACUGGGAGUACUACGAAGGAGCCAGGCUAUUCGCACCUGGAGACUGUGCUGAAACGACCCAGAAGCUGACCCAGGUUGUCGACAACAUCCUGCUUGGCAAGUCUGAAGAUGUCAAAGCUAGUCAUGUGAGCGGGCUCAAGGAUCUCUUCGGCCUUGGCCCGCUUCAAGAUGACGACUUUGCCAGCACCCUUUCCUAUGGCAUUUCCGGCCUUCAGUCAACGAACUGGGACCCGGCUCUUGACUCCACCGGCUUCGGAACCUAUUGCGCCACCGUCAGCUCUGACAAGGUGUUGUUCGGUAGCACUCGCCACCUCAAGCCUGCCGUUGAGAAGUUGCUCUCCGUCAGCGGCGCCGACGUGAAGCUGACGAACCGCUUGCUCAACUACGUCGGCUAUGUAAGGGAUUACGUCAAGAAGGGCUGCAAAGACGGAGAUCUGGUGAAGUGCUUCUCGAGCCGGAACUCGAGUGACCACCAAAACACUACCCUUUAUCAAGGUUCUGGUCGCAGCUGGCUUUACCAGGUAUGCACAGAAUGGGGCUACUUCCAGACUGGCUCCGGCGUGCCCGAAGACCAACUUCCGCUCAUUUCGCGCGUCAUCGACGUCGAGUACAGCUCUAUCUACUGUCGUGAGGCUUUCAACAUCACCAAGCCCCCGAACGUGGACGCCAUCAACAAGCACGGCGGUUUUGACUUCAGCUACCCCCGCGUCGCCAUCGUCGACGGCGAAGCUGACCCCUGGAGAGCUGCUACACCGCACAAGAUUGGCUUGAACCGCAAGUCGACAACAAGCGAGCCGUUCCUUCUCAUCGAGCUUGGUGUCCACCACUGGGACGAGAAUGGCGUGAAACCCAAGGACGUCACUUCGCACUUCCCCCCUGCUUCCAUCAAAAAGGUGCAGGCCCAGGAAGUAGAGUUCGUCACGGCCUGGAUGAAGGAGUGGGAGGAGACCCAGCGCCAAGUAACCGGUGGAAAAGCGCUUGAAGAGCUGUAG